AUGCUCCGCAGGCACAUCGCCCGUCUCUCCCCCACCCCGACCCCCACCCCAUUCACUCGAUCAUACUCGGCCCCAACGCCCCCCGGCCCCCCUCCCAAACCACCUACACCCUCCCUGCUGGACCGCUAUACCCCCUACCUGACAUCCUUAUCCCAGCGGACUGGCGUCCCUCUACCAUCACUCGGUCUCUCUUUCCUCGCCUUGCACGAGCUCACCGCCAUUCUCCCCGUCCUCGGAUUCUACUACCUCUUUGCCUCUUUUGGCGUCGGUGCUGGUCUAGUCGUAUGGGUAUCUGAAGUAGGCCACGAAGAAGAGAAAGAAGGCUGGAAACGCUGGGUGAAAGAGUGGUACGAGGAAGGGGUCGCGAAGGUCGAUCGUGUGGGUAGGAGGUACGGUGUACUGGAAUACGAGAAGCAAGAGCACAAGGUUGAGGGUAGCGGGGAGACUGCAGUGGAUUCGGUAAAGACUGGAGGGGCGAAAGCUGCUGAAAAGGUUGCAGACGCGGUGGCCGCGUAUGUGCUUGUCAAGGCGCUAUUACCUGCAAGAAUAGGCCUGUCGCUGGUAGCAGCACCAGCUUUCGCUCGCUACACACUUGUACCACUCCAAAAUCUAUUCCGUCGCCAACGAUGA
Molecule: messenger RNA, 630 nt
Organism: Cryptococcus wingfieldii CBS 7118
Lineage: Eukaryota; Fungi; Basidiomycota; Tremellomycetes; Tremellales; Cryptococcaceae
Exons: 2
Coding region: 1-630 (209 amino acids)
Cellular component (GO): mitochondrion
Source: RefSeq, a predicted model, not a curated record